Messenger RNA from Coffea eugenioides, 2277 nucleotides. RefSeq names its product myosin-binding protein 7. The record is from RefSeq and is a predicted model, not a curated record. Bases 369 to 1931 code for a protein of 520 amino acids. NCBI's taxonomy places the organism in Eukaryota, Viridiplantae, Streptophyta, Magnoliopsida, Gentianales, Rubiaceae. The transcript is spliced from 4 exons.
UCAAUUUUCCCUGGAAAACGAACUGAAACAUAUAACACUAUACAGAAAAUUCGUUUUCCCGGGAAAUUUUUAGCUCCGGCUCUCAGCUUCCAACUUUUACCAGGAUAUCAUUGUCCUUUUUUUGGUUGAUUUGAUAUGAAACAAUAAUAAGUUCGCGAAUUGAACGCGGGAUUGGCGACGGGGGAGAUUUACAUAUGAUUUUCCAGAGGGAGGGUUCGGAAAUUCUGCUGUGUGAAGAAUAUAUAUAUAUUUUUCCAUUUACGUAUAUGAACAACUUUGAUAGCUAUAUACAUUACAAACGUCUCAUUGGGAAACUUUGAAUUUGAAACUGGAGGACUGAGAUAUUGAGAUUGAAUGUUCGUCGAGCUAUGGAUACGAAGCCGUCCACAAGUUUGGUAAAUUGUUGCGAUUGUGGGUGUAGUUGUUCGCCGAUCAUGAACAGGUCAUUCUCUGGGACCAUGCUACGUUCCGUCAAGCGAAAAUUUGAUGAAUAUGACGAAGGGGGUAACAAAUUUGUGAUUCCAGGGUUUAUUAUACCUCAAAAUGCUCGUAUUGAGAUGGAAAAUGAAUGUGCUGCGCUGCGUGAGAUGGUUGCCAGCCAACAGCAGAACAUUCAGGACCUUUCAGUGGAGUUGGAGGAGGAGAGGAAUGCGGCUUCAUCUGCUGCCAAUGAGGCUAUGUCGAUGAUCUUGAGGCUGCAGAGGGAGAAGGCGGAGAUUCAGAUGGAGGCUCGCCAAUUCAAGAGGUUUGCAGAGGAGAAAAUGGCACAUGACCAGCACGAGAUCUUGGCAAUGGAGGAUUUGCUUUACAAGAGAGAGCAGGCUAUUCAAUCACUCACCUGUGAGGUGCAAAUGUAUAAACACAGAAUGAUGAGUUAUGGGCUCACAGAAGCUGAGGCUGAUGGAGACAAAUUGGGGAAUGGCUCCAUGACCCGAAGUAACAGCAUCAUUGAGAACCUUGAUGGACAGUUUGAGUUUCCCGCAUAUGAUUACCCCCCUCUUAAAUGCAAUUUGAAUGAAAAUCAGGUUUAUUUUGAACCCGAUAAUGAAUCUGUGGAUGUCGAGAAAUAUGCAUUUGGAGAAACUCCACGUUCUCGGGAUCAGUUGAAGGAUUUAGAGCAUCGCAUCAAUCAAUUGGAGAAAAGUCCGAGGAAUAAUCAGCCUGAAGGGGAAUUUUUCGGUACAAAAAAUGUGCUUGAAAAGGUCAUAGUUGGUCAUUCUCCAAGGCGGCCUAAACACUUGAGGAAGUUCUCAACUGAUAGUUCUAAUUCAUUCUCUGCAAAUGUUAGAGAAGUGGGUCCAGAUUUUUCCAUGGAUUCUCCACGGUUUGGUGGGAGCUUUAGGAAGACAGAAUAUCUGCAUCCAGAGGAACUUUCUAAUUUGAGGAAGGUUGAUAAUGCCUCAGAUAUCGGAGAUGACAUGAGCGAUAGAGUUUACACAAUUGAUUCUGUUCAUCCUGGGGCACCCCAAUGUAAUGGUGUCAAAGAACCCAAGGCUUCUGCUGCAAUUGGUGAUGAUUAUAUGGAAACUCCUAGGGGAUCGUUGGCGAAUACCAAUAUGGUUGACCCCGAGAUACAGAAGCUCUAUAUGAGACUUCAAGCACUUGAGGCUGAUAGAGAAUCGAUGAGGCAGGCAAUAAUCUCUAUGAGGACAGAUAAAGCUCAGUUGGUACUUUUGAAGGAGAUAGCGCAGAAUCUGUGCAAAGAAAUGCCACCAGUGCGAAGGCCACCUGUCAAGAAGCCAUCUUUGAUCGGGAGCUUUUCCUUCAUCUCACUAUUCAAGUGGAUUGUAUCCUUCGUUUUCUGGAAAAGGAAAGCACGCCGAUGCAAGUACAUGUUUGGAUUGUCGGCCAAUGAUGCGGGGUUGUUAAUGCUUUUAGAUAAGGCACCUCCUGUAGGACGGUGGAGAUGUCUUUCAAGCACACAAGUAUAGCGGUCCAUCUUCUGAGCCUUUGCUCAUCAAUUUGAACAUAGAGUGGAAUUUCAUUACAGUUGCUCCUUUCAGAUUUUCACUUUCCCUGUUCUGGAUUCGUGAUACUGUAAAAUUCGGCUCGAGUUGUUUGUGCAGUUUUUUUUCGCCUAUCCACUUGAUAUCUUGGAAUUCAACAAUUUUUGUUGGUUAACUCAGCAAAAAUUUCAUUACGGUCUGGCCUUGUGGGCAUGUUGUUCAUUGGUUUGAAGUGUAGCUCGAAUUAUUUGUCCUGUAGGUUUGCUUCUGUACAGUAUGGAUUGUGUAAGAUUUGUCAAUCAACUACGAUUGCCUACUUUUUUCUUGAAAA